AUCGGAUUAGAAAAGAAGCAGUGGUUUAAGUCCUGACUUUAUGUAGUGGCGCGGGCAGGGAAACCGGGAUAUGAGUCCAUCACUGUGUUUCUGUGGUAAGUCCUCAGUAGGUUCUGUAAGUUAGGCUUGUCUUUUUCACUUACAAGUGGGAAAUUGAUAAUUAAAUGUAAGCAAAGUCUGCCUGUGCCUUCUGUAAUGUCUCAAUCAGUGUCUUAAUCUCUGACACUUUAUUUUACUCGUCCCAUAGUUUCAUAACAAUCUCCUAAAACAAAACUGAUGUCUUAUAGAAAGGUUUUUUAUGAAAAAUAGAAUUUAUUGGUUGGGAACCUGCAGUAUAACAUGCUCACAACAUGUUACCUGCAAAAAUGUAGAAUUUGUCCAAAAAAAAAAAAAGAUUUUAACAAAUAAAUGAACAUUUAAUUGUAUUUAAAUGGAUCCAUCUCUUUUUUGAAGCAAUAUGAAUGUAAUAGUUCUUUAAAGAAAUUCCUGCGAAUGAAUUCUACAUAACUAAUAACUGUUAUUUAAGUUCCUGUUUCCGUUAUCUAAUAAAUAAGAUGUUGUUUACUAUCAGUCUCAGAUCUUAGUGUCUAUUUUUCUGUAAUUACUGUGGUAUGUGCAUACUGAUUACAGUUUCUGGGAAUUUAAUUGAGAAUCUUAGAUGGACAUGUGAGCAAGAAUGUGUGAGAUGCCAUGGUUUAACCAGGGUGGUGCUAACUUCCAGGUUGGCCGGAAAUAUGUCAUCUUUGUGCACUUAUCAGACAUCAUCAGUCACACAUGUCAUCAAAUGCAUCAGGCUCUUACAGUCUUUAACCGCCAAAUGUGACUACUGUGGACAAGACAAGCAUGUUAUGCUUCAUUGUCAAAAAUAUCAAACAGACAAAAAUUCAAACAUUCAAAAUUUGAGAAAGAUAGAAAAUAAAAUUUGAUUUUAAAUACAUCCAAUACAAAAGAACUCAAAGGAAUGCUAUCAGAUCCUAUUUGAGUAUCUAAGAAUAACAAAUCUGAGUGGGAGAAUAUGAGGGUUUAUUAUUAUUAUUACUGGAGUAUGAGUAGGCUACUACACAUUCUGAUCCACACGCCAUUCCAGUUGGUGACGUAAUGCACCAAUUCGUUGUUUGCCAACCGCCAAAGUUCAAAGAAGAAGAAGUAAUCUCUAACGGCGCGAACAGCACAACUUGACGUUCAGUCAUCUUUUCGCUCUGUGUCACUGAGUCCCUGUAAGGCCAGAUCUGCACCUCAGGCCAACCACUGAGUCUGUGUUUUUCGGGAAGGCCUCUGUUGAGUCCCAGAGGAGAAGACAUGGCCAAUAACUCUUUUCGUGGGUCCAAACAUGGCCGACGUGAUGAGGCCAACCACGAGGCAGAGUUCAGCUGCUCGCUGCUUGAGUUGCGUGAGGUCAUGGAGCUCAGAGGUCCAGAAGCAAAGACCAAAAUCGAGAAAACUUACGGAGACGUUAACGGACUGUGUGCCAGACUGAGGACGUCACCUGUUGAAGGUUUAGAUGGAAAGGCAGACGAUAUCGCCAGACGGAAAAAGGAGUUCGGACAGAACGUCAUUCCUCCUAAAAAGCCAAAAACCUUUUUGCAGUUAGUGUGGGAAGCCCUGCAGGAUAUCACGCUUAUAAUCCUGGAAGUGGCAGCCAUCGUUUCUCUAGGCCUUUCUUUCUACAAACCGCCAGAUGCAGAUAGACAGCACUGUGGCAGUGCGGCUGGCGGCGUGGAGGAGGAGGGCGAGGCGGAGGCUGGGUGGAUCGAAGGUGCUGCCAUCCUGCUAUCCGUGGUAUGUGUGGUCCUGGUGACGGCCUUCAACGACUGGAGUAAAGAGAAGCAGUUCCGCGGCCUCCAGAGCCGCAUCGAGCAGGAGCAGAAGUUCACCGUGGUCCGAGGGGGGCAGGUGACCCAGAUCAAUGUGUCCGAGAUCGUUGUCGGAGACAUCGCACAGGUCAAAUACGGUGACCUCCUCCCCGCCGACGGCAUCCUGAUCCAGAGCAACGAUCUGAGGAUUGAUGAGAGCUCUCUGACCGGGGAGUCGGAUCAUGUCAAGAAGAGUGUCAACGAAGACCCCAUGAUGCUGUCAGGUACCCAUGUGAUGGAAGGCUCUGGCAAGAUGGUGGUCACCGCCGUGGGCGUUAACUCUCAGACAGGCAUCAUCUUCACGCUGCUCGGUGCCGGCGAGGAAAGUGGCAGCGAUAGCGAGGAGAAGGCUGAGAAAGAAAAAAAGAAAAAAGAGAAAGAGAAAGAGAAGAAGAAAGAAGAGGAGAAGAAAAAGAAAGAGAAGGACAAGAAAAGGAAAAACAAGGACGUGGAGAUGGAGCCGCUCAACGACGACGGAGAUCCAGAGAAGAAGAAUAAGAACCUACCAAAGAAGGAGAAGUCUGUCCUUCAGGGGAAGCUGACCAAACUGGCCGUGCAGAUCGGCAAAGCAGGUCUGAUUAUGUCGACUGUCACCGUCCUCAUCCUCAUCACUCGCUUCCUGAUCGAUACCUUCCUGAUUCAGGGGGUUCCCUGGUCCUCAGAGUGUGUGCCCAUCUACGUGCAGUUCCUCGUCAAAUUCUUCAUCAUCGGCGUGACGGUGCUGGUGGUGGCCGUGCCUGAAGGUCUCCCUCUGGCCGUCACCAUCUCCCUGGCCUAUUCAGUCAAGAAAAUGAUGAAGGACAACAACCUUGUCCGCCACCUGGACGCCUGUGAGACGAUGGGCAACGCCACAGCCAUCUGCUCCGACAAGACGGGGACACUCACCAUGAACCGCAUGACAGUGGUGCAGGCCUACAUCGCAGGAUGCUACUUCAAAGCGGUGCCGGAGCCGAGCAAGAUCCCUGCCAACAUACUGGAACUGCUCAUUCUGGGCAUCGGGGUCAACUGCGCCUACACCACCAAGAUUAUGCCUCCGGAGAAGGAGGGCGGGCUGCCGCGCCAGGUAGGAAACAAGACAGAAUGUGCCUUACUGGGCCUCGCCCGCGACCUGCACCGAGACUACCAGAGCGUCCGCAAUGAAAUCCCAGAGGAGAAACUGUUCAAAGUCUACACCUUCAACUCUGCGAGGAAGUCCAUGAGUACUGUGCUAAAGAACCAUGACGGCAGCUACCGAAUGUUCAGCAAGGGGGCCUCUGAGAUCCUGCUCAAGAAGUGCUGUAAGAUCCUAAUAGCCAGCGGUGAAGCUAAAGACCUCAAACCUCGGGACCGAGACCAUUUAGUGAAGAAGGUGAUUGAGCCAAUGGCGUCGGAGGGCCUGAGGACCAUCUGUCUCGCCUACAGAGACUUCCCCACCGCUGACGGAGAGCCGGACUGGGACAACGAGGCACACAUCCUCUCCAGUCUCACCUGCAUCGCCGUGGUUGGGAUUGAGGAUCCUGUGCGGCCUGAGGUACCGGAGGCCAUCAGGAAGUGCCAGCGGGCCGGGAUCACUGUCCGCAUGGUGACCGGGGACAACAUCAACACUGCACGGGCCAUUGCUAUCAAAUGCGGCAUCCUGCAACCAGGAGACGAUUUCCUGUGUAUGGAGGGAAAAGAGUUCAACAAACAGAUCCGAAACGAGCUAGGAGAGAUCGAGCAGGAGCGUAUUGAUAAGAUUUGGCCAAAGCUGAGAGUCCUCGCCAGGUCGUCGCCAACUGACAAACACACUCUGGUCAAAGGUAUCAUCGACAGCACGGUGCUGGAGCAGAGGCAGGUUGUCGCGGUUACCGGAGAUGGAACAAAUGACGGACCCGCCCUCAAGAAAGCAGACGUCGGCUUUGCCAUGGGCAUCGCAGGGACGGACGUGGCGAAGGAGGCGUCGGACAUCAUCCUGACGGACGACAACUUCACCAGCAUCGUGAAGGCUGUGAUGUGGGGCAGGAACGUGUACGACAGCAUCUCCAAGUUCCUGCAGUUCCAGCUCACCGUCAACGUAGUCGCCGUCAUCGUGGCCUUCACUGGAGCCUGCAUCACCCAGGAUUCUCCCCUGAAAGCUGUGCAGAUGUUGUGGGUCAACCUCAUCAUGGACACCUUCGCUUCGCUGGCUCUCGCCACCGAGCCGCCAACCGAGUCGCUGCUGCUCCGGAGCCCGUACGGCCGCAAGAAGCCGCUCAUCUCACGCACCAUGAUGAAGAACAUCCUGGGACACGCCAUCUACCAGCUGACUGUAAUCUUCACCCUGCUCUUCGUUGGCGAGACUUUUUUUGACAUCGACAGCGGCAGGAACACGCCCCUCCACGCCCCGCCCACCGAGCACUACACCAUCGUGUUCAACACGUUUGUCCUCAUGCAGAUCUUCAACGAGCUCAACGCCCGCAAGAUUCACGGAGAGAGGAACGUCUUCGCGGGCAUGUUCAAGAACCCCAUAUUCUGUUCCAUUGUCCUGGGAACUUUAAUCAUACAGUUCAUCAUCGUGCAGUUUGGUGGUAAACCGUUCAGCUGUGUGAGUCUGACCCUCAGCCAGUGGCUGUGGUGCAUCUUCCUGGGGCUUGGCAGCCUCCUGUGGGGUCAGCUGGUGUCCAGUAUCCCCACCAACUGGCUCAAGUUCCUGAAGACAGCGGGUCACGGCACGCAGCAGGAGGAGAUCCCUGAGGAGGAGCUGGAGGAGAUGAAGGACCUCGACGCCAUUGACCACGCUGAGAUGGAGCUGAAGAGGAGCCAGGUGCUCUGGUGCCGAGGCCUCAACCGCAUUCAGACGCAGAUCCGUGUGGUGAACGCCUUCAGAGACAGCGUGUCUCCCUACGAAGGUCUGGAGACGCCUGAAUCUCGCAGCUCCAUCCACAACUUCAUGAGCCAGCCCGAGUUCCGCAUCGAGGACUCUGAGCCUCACAUCCCCCUGAUCGAUGAGGGCGAGGGCGAGGGCGAGGAUGAUGCCCCCACCAAACGAAACUCCAUCAUCAUCCCGCCGCCGCUAACCGGACUGUCCAACCUGCCGCCAUCCUCGCCCAACCAGAACAACAACGCCAUGGACCGCAUUGUCCCGCUGCACAAGGACGGCUCCAGGUCCGGUCUAAUCCCGUCUAACUCAGCGGGGCUGCCGCCGUGUCCGGGGAGCCCCCUGCACAGCCUGGAGACCUCACUAUGAAGCCCCUGUGACCACUUCCUGUUCCAGUGGUCUGUCCUGUUCGUACUGUGUUCCUCGUGGCGAGAGCGCUGCGUCCUCUGAGAGCGGAGGAAUAGAAAAACAUUUUAAGAACAGACUCGCCUGGUCGUUGCUCGUCAGGAGUUCAACUGCUGGUUUUUAGAUUCCAGGAAGCAGAAAUGUUUCCAGAUGAGUUUGUUGUUGUGUUCGAAGCGGCGGCAGGUCGACAGACUGUUUUCAUCUUCCCUGAUGUUUUCUUUCUUUACUUUAAUGAACUCUGCAGUUGUUAUUUAGGUGAAGAGUGUUUGUGAAGUGGUCAAUCAAUAAUCAGUUUCUGAUCUGUAAAUAUCGAUGUUGAUGUUCAGACGUAGUCAGGGCUCAUUUAAAUCUCCAGUGUUCCUGUUUGUCAGCGCACCAGCUGACGUGAGCCGACGGUGAUGAGUUAAGGUUAAAGGUUAGUUUGUGUGGAGGUUUAACUUUAAAGGAUGUGUGACUGAAACGUGUAGUCAGUCAUCUUUAA
This is a messenger RNA of Seriola aureovittata, 5554 nucleotides long. Its product is annotated as plasma membrane calcium-transporting ATPase 1-like. Gene Ontology annotation, biological process: regulation of cytosolic calcium ion concentration; calcium ion transmembrane transport. Gene Ontology annotation, molecular function: ATP hydrolysis activity; P-type calcium transporter activity; ATP binding. Gene Ontology annotation, cellular component: intracellular membrane-bounded organelle; membrane. Bases 1300 to 5037 code for a protein of 1245 amino acids. The record is from RefSeq and is a predicted model, not a curated record. NCBI's taxonomy places the organism in Eukaryota, Metazoa, Chordata, Actinopteri, Carangiformes, Carangidae. The transcript has 20 exons.